Messenger RNA from Dalotia coriaria, 2668 nucleotides. RefSeq lists its product as uncharacterized. The coding region runs from base 649 to 2352 and encodes 567 amino acids. The record is from RefSeq and is a predicted model, not a curated record. The transcript is spliced from 3 exons. Lineage: Eukaryota; Metazoa; Arthropoda; Insecta; Coleoptera; Staphylinidae.
GAAUGGCAAUUGUGUAUGAUAUCGAGUAAUUUGUAAGUAUUUGUAAGUAACACAAAUCAUAGAAAUUGAGUAUAUGAAUUUGUAUUCCUUGGCGAACUAUGGUAAUUAUUAAUUAAAAAAAAAUGGUUGUUUGUAAAGUAGGUUUACGAUCGAGAUGUUUACGUGAUAACGUCUUAUUGGUGAUAUAAGUUUUGUUUGUUGCAAUUGUUGUAACACUUCACUUGCACUUCACAUUUUGUUUUACUGUUCGGCCGAUAAAAAGUUUGUAGUGUGCGGGGAGCCUAAGGUUAUAACGAGAGGGGGGUAUACCUGCGAUCGGCCUCGUGAGGCCUCGCGACACAGUUUCUGAACAGUCACCCGACUAAAACGAUUUUAAAGACGUUAUCACGUCAAAAAAUUGCGCAGCGGUUCAGGGCGCAGUACGAAGUUAGCGGUAGAAGUGACUUUUAUUCAGGGCACCGUACGAGGUUAGCGGUAAAAAUGACUUAAUUCAGGGCAUCGUACGAGGGUAGCGGUAGAAGUGACUCGUGUUCAGAGCACCGUACGAGGGUAGCGGUAGAAGUGACUAGUAUUCAGUGCACUUUACGAUGAAUAUCACGUUACAAUUCAAAUAAGUAUAUACAUACAUUAGAUUUUGUCAAAUUUACAAUGAGGCACAAAAAUCGACGAUGGCUCUUCGUCUGGGCAGUGAUGUACUCGAUAAUGGGCGUGCUCGAGUGCGAGCUGGUGAAGAAUUCAACUAGACAAGCCACCGAGAACGUGAAAAACACGACAAAAUUCCAAGAAGCGCGUUCGGUGUUCUCACCCCGUAUGGAUUACGAACAAUGGACGCCAAUUGGACGCGGAGAUCCGUUGAAAAACGACCCCACUUAUGAUUAUGUACCACCGAUUUUGGAACAUGUUCACUACUGGGUCGACCCGUCAUCAAGAAAACCUGAUCCUCAAUCGGAAGCAAAUGCAGAAACCACUGCAGAUGGUGGUAAUCCACCAAAAACAGAGAUAUUGGUGUUGGGUGUUAGUUCAAAGAAGCCAAGUGUUCAACCACCGGUUGCUGCACCUUCUGCGGACUCACGCAGGGAUGUCUAUGACCCGUAUUUUAAAUAUGUCGAGAGUGGAACCAAGUUUACACAGAAUCAUUACCAAAGCCAAAGAGAACGGAUUUACUUCCCAAAUCCAUAUUAUUUUCCAUCUUCAGGAUAUCAUAAGAAUAAACACGACAGGUAUAAGGGUAUAUCACAGUCCCAAUCGCAGAUACCUUACACUAUAUUAAUGCCACCACCUUUACCCCGAACGGAGACACCUCUUCUAAGACCCACAACAGAUCCCAGCGCAAAUGUACAAAAUGUCCAGGUACAAGCUGGAAAUUUAGUGUACCACGCAAGUACAAUCUCCAACUCUAUCAGGGAUGUUCGGGAUGAAGAGAAUUAUCACACAGCUGACUCCACCAGUGUGACCUGGAGGACUCCCUUGGUGGUUUCACAUCAACACAUGAACAAAAGACCUCAACCCCUACCUCUAUUAGGUCCUAUCUCUUUGUCAAGCACAAGUAGACCCGAGAUAUACAAAAUGGGUAAAGUAGAAAACGCCCAUAUGGACGCCAUGAACACCUAUGUUAAUAUAGGCAAACCGGAAGCCCACAUUCAAUCGGAAAUAACAAUUCCAACCUCUAAUAACCUAAUCAAUUUACUUAAGAAAGAAGCAACGAAGAAAGAAAAAGUUAUGGAGCUAAAUCCUAAUAUCCCAUCAACAAUGGCGUCUUUUCUAGCAAACAUCCCUAAAGCUACUACUAAAUCCUACACCACCACUACAACAAUAACCACACCAUCUCCUCCAACACCUACAACCGUGUCACAAAUCUUAACAACAGAUCCACUUUUCAAACAUUACAAACAACCUGCGGAACCACUUCGAGGGCCUAUGUACCUAAUCAUACAAGGUCAUUCAAAGGUCAAGACUUAUGGUCCUGCCAAACAACUCUACGGUAUUAACGUACAAGAUCUCAAUGAGAUCUCUAAUUAUGACAAAGAUGCUUACAAGGACUUCCCAGUUAAACACCUGCAUAGUUAUCGCAAGAAGGAAGAAUAUCACCCGAUUACAAGGACAAUCAACGCACGUGGCAGGGCGUUAGACCUGAGUCAGUUGAGUUUGGCCGAUGUGGUCCAGACUGGAUAUGGUGCCAUAGACGAAAUUGAUAUAACAGAACAACCUCAGGUCAACACCGAAGAGACCACAUUAGAAGACAUCAAAGAGACUGAUUUGGUAGCCAAAUUCCAAGUAGCGUCCGAGGACAUUACACAGGAAGAAUACCACAAGGGGAUUGUAGAGGAGGUCACCAAGGAUCCACGCGUUUAAUUUCCGUAAUGAUGCAAACAAUGAGAGAGAGGCUUUAAAUUGAAAUUUCAAGAGGCUUUAUGUACACAUGUAAAAUAGUUCUAGAGUUGAUUACCUAAGCUUAGACUUAAAAAACACUAGAUACUAAUACUUAAAUAACGUAAAACGUAGUUAAUUUAUUAUUUUUAUUUGUGAUGUUUCUUUCACUGAUAUUUAUACUGAUAGGAUAUAAGAUUAAGAAAAUCAUUGAUUAUUUCGGUAGAGUUUUAGCGACCAGAGCGCGUUUGAUGAAUGUAAUAACAGUAUUUGCACGAAUAAAUAAAUAUAAUUAAAUUAA